Molecule: messenger RNA, 395 nt
Organism: Fonticula alba
Lineage: Eukaryota; Rotosphaerida; Fonticulaceae
Exons: 2
Coding region: 33-227 (64 amino acids)
Source: RefSeq, a predicted model, not a curated record
CUCCCCCCCCCCCCCCUCUCUCUUUACUCGGCAUGCUGCUUCGGAACUUCACCAGCGGCUUCGUCGCGGCUGGGCUCAUCUUCUUUGCUCAUGCCGCCUCCUCCCAGCGCCAACAGGACAAUGAGCUGAGCGCGCGACUGCGGCUGCUGCGGUUGCGCGUUGACGCCGCCCAGGGCGCCAUUGCCCAGAUCAAGGCCGCGGAUACCCUGCCCCUGGAGCUCCAGUAGGAUGCCUCCGCCCUUUCCCUGUACCAUAAUCCAACGUAGAUCCCCUCCUCUUCUCCUCCCUUCUUGUGCAUUGCCCUGUGCCUCCCUUUUGCGCAUUUGUCCCUGAGUCAUGCCAUCUCCCCUGCUUUCCUCCUCACACACACACAUACACACAACACAUGUGCCCCA